GACUAUGAUCAAACAAAGCAACACUUGCCGCCAAGCCCGAUUUAUAUGUCAUCUUCCCGCCACUCUCACCGUUCAAAACCCAUCAAAUCGUCCAACUUCCACCACCUUCGCCGCCACCGUCAACGAAUGGAACCUUCAAUUACGAGAGCUUUCGAAGCAAGAUCAAUUCUUAAAUGCCCUUCAAUUAUACCUCCGAAUGCUGCGAUUUGGGCAAUCCCCAGAUUCCUCUACAUUCCCCUUCAUCCUUAAAUCUUGCGCCUCUCUUUCUCUCUUUUUCACUGGCCAACAGCUCCAUUCCCAUGUCCUUCAAACUGGGUCACUCUCAGAUACCUUUGUAAGAACCUCUUUGAUCUCGUUUUAUUGUGAAUGUUAUCAACUUGAUAGUGCACGCCAAGUGUUUGAUGAAAUUCCCCAACCAUUUCAGCACCAGCCCACUGUCUGUUACAAUGCUAUGCUUUCUGGGUAUUCGAUGGAAUCCCGGGUUUCCGAUGUGGUGUCCUUGUUUGGUGUAAUGAGGUUUUUGGGUGUGGCUUAUAAUGAUGUUACCAUGCUUGGGUUGGUCCCUGUUUGUAGUUUGCCGCCGCAUUUGAGGUUUGGGAUGUCUCUACAUGGUCUUAAUGUUAGGUGUGGGCUGGUUAAUGAUGUUGCUGUAGUAAAUUGUUUGUUGACCAUGUAUCUACGAUGUGGGUCGGUUGAUUCUGCUAGAAGAUUGUUUGACAAGAUACCAGAAAAGAGUUUGAUUACUUGGAAUGCCAUGAUUAAUGGAUAUGCACAAAAUGGAUUUCCUGCUCGUGUUUUGGAUCUUUACCAUGAGAUGGAGUCCUUGAGGAUCCGUCCUAAUGCUGUAACGUUAGUUGGGGUUUUAUCCUCUUGUGCGCACCUUGGUGCUCGUAGUAUUGGUUGUGAUGUGGAGAAGCAAAUUGAAACCUUAGGGUAUAGUUCGAAUGUGUUCUUGAGAAGUGUAUUGAUUAAUAUGCAUUCUAGAUGUGGAAAUUUGGUGAAGGCUCGUGCAAUUUUCGAUGAUACACCCAAGAAAAGCUUAGUCAUUUGGACGGCUAUGAUAGGUGGUUAUGGCUUGCAUGGGCAAGGAGAGGUUGCAGUUGAUCUGUUUGAUGAGAUGAUUAGUAGUGGGAUUCAACCUGAUGGAACAGUUUUUGUGAGCGUUUUAUCUGCGUGUAGUCAUGCAGGCCUAAUUGAUAAAGGUUUGACAUAUUUCUACUCAAUGGGAAAAUAUUACAAUUUAGUGCCCAAAAAAGAGCAUUAUGCAUGUAUGGUUGAUCUAUUAGGACGAGCUGGUUGUCUUAGCAAAGCUCACGAGCUCAUCAUUUCUAUGCCAAUGCAACCUGAUGCAGCUGUUUGGGGAGCUCUUUUGGGUGCUUGUAAGAUUCAUAAAAAUGUUGAAUUGGCUAAAUUGGCUUUUCAAAGAGUUGUUGAGAUUGAACCAGCAAAUACUGGUUACUAUGUCUUAUUAUCAAACAUAUACUUGGAUGCUGGAAAUAUUGAGGGUGUAAAGAAAACCCAAGUGAUGAUGAGAGGGCUGAAACUUAGAAAAGAUCCCGGGUAUAGUUAUGUUGAACAUGAAGGGAGGAUUCAUAUGUUCUUGGCAGGGGAUACAUCCCAUCCCGAGACAAAUGAAAUCUGCAAAAUGUUGGAAAGAUUGGAAAAGUCGGUAGGGAAUCUUGGUGAGUUCAGGCAGAGCAAUAGUAGAUUACAUAGUGAAAGGCUGGCAAUUGCAUUUGGGCUACUCAACACUCUGCCUGGUGCAGAAAUUGUUGUGAUAAAGAACCUUCGAGUAUGUGAAGACUGUCAUUUGUUUAUAAAGCUAGUUAGCAAGACCGUGGACCGGCUUAUUGUUGUUAGAGAUGCAACUCGCUUCCAUCAUUUUAGAAACGGAGCAUGUUCUUGCAAAGACUAUUGGUAGCAAACUAGCAACU
Chenopodium quinoa (quinoa) is the source of this 1934-nucleotide messenger RNA. Its product is annotated as putative pentatricopeptide repeat-containing protein At3g11460, mitochondrial. Lineage: Eukaryota; Viridiplantae; Streptophyta; Magnoliopsida; Caryophyllales; Amaranthaceae. Gene Ontology annotation, molecular function: RNA binding; zinc ion binding; protein binding. Bases 5 to 1921 code for a protein of 638 amino acids. Gene Ontology annotation, biological process: RNA modification. The record is from RefSeq and is a predicted model, not a curated record. The transcript has a single exon.